Vespa crabro (European hornet) is the source of this 553-nucleotide messenger RNA. Its product is annotated as protein HBS1-like. Gene Ontology annotation, molecular function: GTPase activity. The transcript has a single exon. Lineage: Eukaryota; Metazoa; Arthropoda; Insecta; Hymenoptera; Vespidae. The annotation marks the transcript as partial. Gene Ontology annotation, biological process: translation. The record is from RefSeq and is a predicted model, not a curated record.
UUAAUUUCUGUAGGUUUACAAGCGGACGAUGUAUCUAUAAUAAAUGCCUUUGCCGGCGAUCAUGUUUCAUUGACAUUAUCAGGCAUUGACCAACAAAAUGUUGGAAUUGGUGAUGUCAUUUGCAAUCCACAAAAUCCCGUACCGGUAACAACAUGUUUUCAGGCACAUGUAGUCAUAUUCUCUAUUGUUGUGCCUAUUACAAAGGGCUUCCCAGUAAUAAUGCAUCAGCAAUCUUUGGUACAACCAGCUAUUAUAUCUAAAUUAAUAGCACAGCUUCAUAAAAGCACUGGAGAUGUGAUAAAAAAGAAGCCGCGCUGUUUACCUAAAAACUCUAGUGCGAUUAUUGAAAUAGUAACGCAAACUCCAGUUUGCAUGGAACUGUAUAAAGACGUUAAACAGCUUGGUAGGAUAAUGUUAAGAGUGGAAGGUACAACAAUUGCAGCCGGGCUGAUUACCAAAAUUAAAUGAUUAUUAAUCAGCUUAGUUCCUUGGUGCAGCAUCUACGCGUAGGAUGAAAUCCUGUAUUUAAUAUAAUAAAAAUCCUGGCCAAAAA